GAACCGGGCUGGCCUCGGUCCCGGAAGCCGGAACCCGUAGCUUGUGGGUCUUUGGUCUGAAGACCAUGAACGCGGCGGUUGGCCUUCGGCGCCGCGCGCGAUUGUCGCGCCUCGUGUCCUUCAGCGCGAGCCACCGGCUGCACAGCCCAUCUCUGAGUGCUGAGGAGAACUUGAAAGUGUUUGGGAAAUGCAACAAUCCGAAUGGCCAUGGGCACAACUAUAAAGUUGUGGUGACAAUUCAUGGAGAGAUCGAUCCAGUUACAGGAAUGGUUAUGAAUUUGACCGACCUCAAAGAAUACAUGGAGGAGGCCAUUAUGAAGCCCCUUGAUCACAAGAACCUGGAUCUGGAUGUGCCAUACUUUGCAGAUGUUGUAAGCACGACAGAAAAUGUAGCUGUCUAUAUCUGGGAGAACCUGCAGAGACUUCUUCCAGUGGGAGCUCUCUAUAAAGUAAAAGUGUAUGAAACUGACAACAACAUUGUAGUCUACAAAGGAGAAUAGAUCCUAGGUUUAAUAUUGUAGAAAAGCUAAUUUCUUUUCUUACUAGAAAAAGCUCUUUGUCCUUUUAAAGUACACAGCAGUCCUCACCUACCCGUGUCUCCAUGUUGUGUUCUGGUGUGCCUGAGCAUUAAAGGGAUUGUGAGGUCUGUACGUAAAUGUAUUAAGAAGCAAAUUCGCAGUGCAUCCUGAGUGUAUUCUUGGUGAGAAAGCAGGGGAGAACUGAGCAUUGAAGCCCGGGCCUCACACAUGUGAAACAUAUACUCUGCUCCUACAUGCGUUCCAGUCCACCAAGGCCGUUUAGAGGAUCUUUACCUAGAGAUAGAGAUUGUUUUAUCUUCAGCUGGAGAGACGGCUCAGUGGUUAGGAGCACUGACUGCUCCUCCAGAGGUCCUGAGUUCAAAUCCCAGCAACCACAUGGUGGCUCACAACCGUCUGUAAUGGGAUCUGAUGCUCUCUUCUGGUGUGUAGGUGUACAUACAGACAAAGCAUUCCUACAUUUAAGAAAAUAUAUAAAUAAGUUUCAAAAAUUAUUUCAUCUGAGCAAAAUGUUUUGAUGUGGAAUUAUGUAAAGGUAAAAUAAACCCACUUUUAUUAUCUGCCUUA
This is a messenger RNA of Rattus rattus (black rat), 1103 nucleotides long. RefSeq names its product 6-pyruvoyltetrahydropterin synthase (gene Pts). Gene Ontology annotation, molecular function: 6-pyruvoyltetrahydropterin synthase activity. The record is from RefSeq and is a predicted model, not a curated record. Gene Ontology annotation, cellular component: mitochondrion. The coding region runs from base 66 to 500 and encodes 144 amino acids. NCBI's taxonomy places the organism in Eukaryota, Metazoa, Chordata, Mammalia, Rodentia, Muridae. Gene Ontology annotation, biological process: tetrahydrobiopterin biosynthetic process. The transcript is spliced from 6 exons.